UUCUACCACACCUUCUGCGCGUCGCCGGCGACACCAACCCCACCUACUAUGUCCGUCGCUUCCUCACUGCUGCGCUUGGCAUGCUCAUCGUUGCGGUGGAGAGGGAGGCUGCUGAUGCCCAGGGUAGCGUCGCGUUGUUUAUCCACGAGAACAAAGACAAGGGCGGACACCAUCGUCGAGUACGAGUUCAAGGCCGCUGGUGCACCUUCCCAGUACGUUCGACUUGCCGGAUUCCGUCGAUUCCAGCGCGGCCUCAACGAGAUCAAGGCCUGCGUCGGUGGCUACGGAAUUAACGCCUACCUCUUGGCUAGGGAGAUUGCUGAGUUGGCGGCGAAGCCGAAGAGCGAGGACUCGGAGGAGGCGGCGGAGGCCGCCGUGGAGGCUAAGCGGGAGAAGUUGGCCAAAGUGCAGAAGGAUAUCGGCGUACUCAAGGCUUUCUACAAGGACACCUGCAGCCAGUGGAUUGAUAUUGCGCGCCGAAACAUCGGCCACGUCGAUUGGGCUCCCGAGAUCUCCGUCGACGUCCAGGUUUGCAAGUACACCAAGGAUAUUAGUACGUUCGAGGUUGAUGCAGCGAGGUUCAAGGUCCAGUUCAAGGGUAACAUUGUCGACUUAGGAUCUAAGUUUACUCCCCGGCAGCUCACCGACGUGUUCUACCCUCAAAGUGGCGGUAGGACGGUGUUCAAGUUCCCCGCGAAUCGCCAGCUCAGGAUCAACGGUUGUGUCACUCUCGAGCUCCUGGCCGUUCCCGACUGUUUCGACAGCAACGGCAAGCCCUGCCUUAUCGUCAUGAAGGACGGCAACACCACCGACCUCACGGUUGGACGCUACGCCGGCCUGGAGGCCUACCUUUGCAAUAGCAUCGGCGUCGAGUCCAUCGAACUCGCCAUCUAAACUACGAUAA
Messenger RNA from Phanerochaete carnosa HHB-10118-sp, 904 nucleotides. RefSeq lists its product as uncharacterized. Lineage: Eukaryota; Fungi; Basidiomycota; Agaricomycetes; Polyporales; Phanerochaetaceae. The record is from RefSeq and is a predicted model, not a curated record. Bases 49 to 894 code for a protein of 281 amino acids. The transcript is spliced from 3 exons.